This is a messenger RNA of Acaulospora colombiana, 2064 nucleotides long. Lineage: Eukaryota; Fungi; Glomeromycota; Glomeromycetes; Diversisporales; Acaulosporaceae. The record is from the annotation of a GenBank genome assembly.
AUGAUUAAUUGCUGUAACCACCCCGAACCGGAAAUUAGGAUGAAGGCGGUUGUUACUUUGCAAUUGUUGUCGAGAAAUGACGAAAACAAGGACACAUUGGUGAAGAAUAAAGCUUUAGAAGUGUUGGUGGGCUUAUUAAAAGUGGAAAACAACCGCGAGUAUACUCAUCGAUAUGCAGCAAUCGCGUUAUGUGAUCUAAUAUCAGGAAGUGAUGAUCGUAAGCUCAAAAUAGCGGAAUUGGGAAUAAUACCGACUUUGGCCACUUUACUUAGUGGAUCAAGCUUUUUGCAAGAUGGUGAGACGAAAUAUUGGUCUCUAAUGGUCACACAUCAGCUGGCAUCGUGCGAAAGGAUUCAUCCCAUGUUAGUCAAAGAAGGAUUCAUACCUAUCCUAGCCAACAUGUCAUGGCAAACAUUUGGUAGCUCCGCGAUGCCAAAAUAUUGUUUGCAGGCUUUAGUAAGAAUAAUUUCUAACAUGAAGCCUGAGGAUUCCAAGAAAGAGCUUACGAAAUUACUGGAUUGCAAUAUAGUCCGACUCCUCUCUGCAUGCCUAAGGAACAGCGUCGAGAAUGCGGAUGAAAGUGAACUUCUAUACUGGUCCAUAAGAUUGCUACAUGAAUUCGUUGUCAAAGCAAGGUUUCACAAUCAGGUUGUAGAUGAACCUGGACUUAUUGACACCAUUCUCGGUAUGCUCGAAGACGAUGAUGACCAGGACGUUCAGUAUGCGGCCGCCGCCGCAUUGUAUAAUCUGUCGUCAAUGUCAAGUCGUUAUUGCAAGAGCAAAUUAUCAACUCAUUAUUUGGUCAACAAUACACCAACGAACCGUGGAUCUUUAAUUUCAAUAUCAUCAUCGUAUGAUCGACUUUUGGGAUACAUCAAUUCACUUUUAAUAUUUACGCAAAAUUAUGAUGUCUACGAAUGUGUGGCGGACAAUUUAGAGAAAAAUGACAAGAUACUGUAUCUGGUGAAGCUAUUGAUGGAGCUCUUUUUGCAGCCCGCCGUCAAGCAAUGGAUCAAAAAUCAAAUCGACAAGGAUGAAGGCUUUUCCAUUAGUGUUGGCGACCUCUUACCGAGUGUCGAAACGAUUCGCACAAAUUUGAAAGUAUCCGAGCCACCCACUCCGUCUCGGAAGACGGUAGAGGUGUUGGCGAUGACAAGUACUCAUAUUCCUAUGAUGGCUAUCGCAGAAGAAAAUGGCACGAUCAAGAAAGUAGCGUAUGUUAAGAGAAAAGAACUUUUCUUGGUCCUAGAUUUUUCAAUGCUCUGCAAGAAAAGUGACGUCGUUCCGGGGUUUGAAUUUGAUUUUGCAAUUCGCCCGUUUGACGCUGCCAAUGACGGAGAAGAGAUUCAUAAUGUCAAUAAAUCGCGCUCACGUAUGAGGCCACCUUCGGAAAAUCCCAAACCGGAUCACUCUGUGAUUCCAGUCGCAGACAGUUCUGCGCUGGUACCUUCGUCAUUUAAAUUCGAUUUUCAACCGGCCGUCUCCAUUCCAGGCGUAACCGAUCAGAAGCAACCAGAGUUAACUACUGGCUUUGGUUGCACGAUUUUCGACACUGAAGUGACCUUCAUCCCUCUGUUGUAUUAUGAAGUUGAGAUGGGAUUGAAAGGGGUGGACUCUCAAAAAUGUUUUCAAGUUGGAUUAACAAUCACUUCGAGUUCGACGCAUCUUUUAUGUGGAUACAUGGACCAUUACUUCUUGGUUUCUUUUCGUUUUCAUAAAAAAUUCGAGGACCCUCUUGAUUUUGAUGCGUGGUUGGUUGGACUUUUGAAAAAUCGAAUAGAAAACGAUAAAGAUUUGCAAACGGAAUAUCAAGGUCAUGCGGCUUUCGUAAAAAUGUACACGAAUCUUAAGCUCAAAGACGGAGAUUGCAUUGGUUGGGGCGUGUUUGAUUCAAAGGAGCCACUUUAUUCUGAGUGUUCAAACCUUGAUCCCAGGAAGAUCUCGUUGACAUGUUUUUUUACGUUGAAUGGCAGUGUUGUAGAGAACGGUAUAACCGAUAAGCUAUUUUCGCAAGAAUCCAAAUUUACUCAAGAGUCUGAUGAGUCAAUUUCACAAGACUUCGAG